Phytophthora sojae is the source of this 1016-nucleotide messenger RNA. RefSeq lists its product as hypothetical. The coding region runs from base 18 to 1016 and encodes 332 amino acids. The record is from RefSeq and is a predicted model, not a curated record. Gene Ontology annotation, molecular function: monoatomic ion transmembrane transporter activity. Gene Ontology annotation, cellular component: mitochondrial inner membrane. Lineage: Eukaryota; Oomycota; Peronosporomycetes; Peronosporales; Peronosporaceae. The transcript has a single exon. Gene Ontology annotation, biological process: serine import into mitochondrion; monoatomic ion transport.
CUCGUUGCAGUGCAGCCAUGUCGAACUCCAAGCCCCUCGUGAACCUGGACGCGCCCCGCUGGGACCAGAGCACGUACGCCGGCCGCGCCCAGCACUUCCUGGCCACCACGAACCCGCUCAACGUGCUGGCCAGCGACGCCGAGCUGGACGCCGCCAAUCAGCUCGUGGAGGAGUACAAGGCCGGCCUGCACCCGACCCUGGGCGAGGAUGAGAUCUGGCGCGCCAAGCAGCUCGUGGACAGCGCCUUCCACCCGGACACGGGCGAGAAGAACUUCCUGGCCGGCCGCAUGGCCUUCCAGGUGCCCGGCAACAUGAUCAUCACGGGCUGCAUGAUGACCUUCUACCGCUCCACGCCCGCCGUCAUCUUCUGGCAGUUCAUGAACCAGACCUUCAACUCGAUCGUCAACUACACGAACCGCAACGCCAGCACGGGCGUGAGCCAGGAGCAGCUGCUGCAGGCCUACGCGGCCGCCAGCACGGCCUCCGUGGCCACGGCGCUGGGCCUCAACCGCUGGGUGUCCAAGCGCCCCAAGCUCAGCAACGGCAUCGUGGGCCGCCUCGUGCCGCUCGUGGCUGUGGCUGCCGCCAACUGCGUCAACAUCCCGCUCAUGCGCCAGCGCGAGCUGCUCGGCGGCAUCGAAGUGGAGACCGCGGACGGCCACAAGAUCGGCAAGAGCAAGAAGGCCGCCGUGGAGGCCGUGGCCCAGGUCGUGCCCUCGCGCAUCCUCAUGGCCGCGCCCGCCAUGUUCAUCCCGCCUGUCAUCAUGAACAAGCUGGAGCAGCGCCCCACCUUCCGCAACAACAAGGUCAUCAACGCGCUCACCAUGGUGGGGCUCACGGGCGUGUGCCUCAGCUUCUCCACGCCGCUGUGCUGCGCGCUCUUCCCGCAGCGCAGCUCCAUGCCCGUGUCGUCGCUCGAGCCAGAGCUGCAGGAGGCCGUGUGCCAGCGCACCUUCAAGCAGCACUCGGCCAACGCGGACCCCAUCACGCACGUCUUCUUCAACAAGGGUCUCUAA